Messenger RNA from Schistocerca americana (American grasshopper), 2675 nucleotides. Its product is annotated as frizzled-9-like. The transcript has 5 exons. Gene Ontology annotation, molecular function: Wnt-protein binding; Wnt receptor activity. Bases 1 to 1665 code for a protein of 554 amino acids. Gene Ontology annotation, cellular component: plasma membrane. The record is from RefSeq and is a predicted model, not a curated record. Gene Ontology annotation, biological process: non-canonical Wnt signaling pathway; canonical Wnt signaling pathway. Lineage: Eukaryota; Metazoa; Arthropoda; Insecta; Orthoptera; Acrididae.
AUGCGAGACGGUGUGGUGCGGGCGCCGAGCGGCGGCGGAGCGCGCGGCGGAGGGUGCUUGUGUCUGGCGCUGCUGCUGCUGACGGCGGGCGGCGCGCGCGCGCUGCGCUGCGAGCGCAUCAACAUCCCCGCGUGCCAGGGGCUCGGCUACAACCUCACCACGAUGCCCAACGUGCUGGGCCACGAGGACCAGAUACAGGCCGAGAGAGCGCUGCAGGCGCUGCUGCCGAUGGUGCACUACAACUGCUCGCGGCACGCGCGGCUGUUCGUGUGCUCGGUGUUCGCGCCGCUGUGCACGCCGCAGGUGGCGGGCGCCGGCGUGGCGGCGUGCCGGUCGCUGUGCGCCGCCGUGCAGCGCGACUGCGGGCCCGUGCUCGCCUCCUUCAGCCUGCCCUGGCCCGCCGCGCUCGCCUGCGACGGCUUCCCCGAGGCGGGCCUCUGCAUGCACGAGCCGCCGCCCGCCAACAACACGCCCGCGGCGCACGCCUGCCCGCCCAACUUCGUGCGCGCUCGCGACUCGCUGGGGGCGGUGACGUGCGCGCCGCGCUGCGGCCGCGACGCCUACUACCGCGCAGAGGACAAGCGCUUCGCCGAGACGUGGAUGACCGGCUGGGCAUGGCUCUGCUUCCUGUCCACGCUCUUCACGCUGCUCACCUUCUGGGUGGAGCCCGCGCGCUUCCGCUACCCCGAGAGGCCCGUCAUCUUCCUCGCGCUGUGCUACAACCUGCUGGCGCUGGGGUACAUCGUGCGCGGCGCGCUGGGCGCGGCCGCCUUCAGCUGCGUGCAGCCCCCGGAGGCGGCGCUGGGGGCGGCGGCGGCGGCGGCGGGCGCGGGCGCGGGCCACGUGGCGACGGACGGGCUGGAGUCGGGCGCGUGCACGCUGUCCUUCCUGGCGCUCUACUACUUCUCGCUGGCGUCUUCGGCGUGGUGGCUGGUGCUGGCCGCCUGCUGGUUCCUGUCGGCCGCCAAGAAGUGGUCGUGCGAGAGCCUGCACGCGCUCGCCACCUACUUCCACCUGGCGGCCUGGGCGCUGCCCGCCGUGCUCGCCGUCGCCGCCCUGCUGCUGCGACACGUCGCCGCCGACGAGCUCACCGGCCUCUGCCAGGUGUCGGAGUCGGCCGCCGUGGCGCUGGUGGUGGUGCCGCAGGGCGCGCUGCUGCUGGCCGGCGUCGUGUUGGCAGCCCUGGCGGGGGCCGCCCUGCUGCGCGUGCGCGCCGCCGUCAAGGUGGCGGGCCGCGGCGCGGGCGCCGGCAAGCUGGAGCGGCUGAUGACGCGGCUGGGCGUGUUCUGCGCGCUGUACGCGCUGCCCGCGGCCGGCGCGCUCGCCUGCCUGCUGUACGAGUCGUGGCACCGGCCGCGCUGGCGCGCGCUCGCGCUGCUGCACGCGCUCGACUGCCGCAUGGCCGCCGCCACCGCCGCCGGGCCCGCCGCCCCCGCCGGCUGCCAGCCGCAGCCGCUGCCCGCCGCCGCCGCCGUCGAGGUGGCGCUGCUGCGCCUCUUCCUGUCGCUCGUCGUCGGCGUCACCUCGGGCAUGUGGGUGUGGUCGGGCAAGACGUGCCGCGCCUGGUCCAAGCUGUUCACGGCGCCUCGCAAGGCCCACCAGCACCACGCGCUGCCGCUCGCCAGGACGCCCGCCUCCGGCUCGCUGCACGUCUCCAGGGUCUGACUGCCCGAGCACUGCGAGUUUCUCCGGGGCGCGGCGUGUACCGCCGAUCGGCCCUCCGUAUGCACCUACCGACUACCGCGCUACACUGCGCGACGUUAUACCGGCCAGUGGUGUGUUCGAAGUAAAGUACGGAGAUAACCACAGUACAUUUCAGUUCUCGGAGUAUAAAAGCCGGCUCUGGAUGUAGUACACACUGGUGGGGUGAGAAUUAGCACGACCCUUCGGAUGCAUCGAGGGUUCUCUUCCAGCCUACGGCAUCGUCACCUGUACGAGACAUUGACCUCUCUUGCACAGAGCACAGCUCCUGGCCACAAAGCUGUCCACUCCAGACUGUUACCAGUUUACAUUUCCACCAUAUACACUGUGCCUACAGCAGUUCCUCUCAGUGGGUAACCCCUGAAUUCCUUUGGAAACACUGAUCAGCUCUGAUAAUUUAUAUGACACGAUUGGUCUCACUACAAAAACCAAAUUUUCUUACGGUAUGAUGUGAACACUAAACUGUGGCAGUUUUAGGUGGGGAGUGUUUCGAAAUACGGUCGCGUAAGAUACUGAUACAGUUCACGCCUGAACGACCACUGCCGACUGCAGCAAACAUUUGCACUACAGCCACUACUGAACGCUUUGUAUACUUCAAUUGCUUUGUGUUGUGGCUUGCUUUUUUUCUAAUUUUGAAAUGAGUGAAGAAACUAAUCCUGCUGCAUAAAGGGAUUUGAAUGCAACUUUCAUUACAACAGGAGGAAUUAGCAAUCCCCAUGAUCAUUAUUACAAUUCUGCUGUUGUGGAAGCACAGAAAGCAGACGUAGGAUUGGCAAUCCUUCGAUAAGGAGGUUGGUUUGUUGCUCCGCAAUCCUCCUCUCCUCUUUGGAAAUCUAAGGUCUCGUUUGUUUAUGUUCGCAGCCAACUGCCACGAUAUACUGUCCGCAUAAUACGUCCAUAUAUUUAAAAAAAAAAACCUGAAUCUUCUGUUUACAUUACCAGCAAUACAACUGCUUACAUAUUCGUUUUCUUGC